This is a messenger RNA of Puccinia graminis f. sp. tritici CRL 75-36-700-3, 513 nucleotides long. RefSeq lists its product as uncharacterized. Lineage: Eukaryota; Fungi; Basidiomycota; Pucciniomycetes; Pucciniales; Pucciniaceae. The transcript has 5 exons. The record is from RefSeq and is a predicted model, not a curated record. The coding region runs from base 1 to 513 and encodes 170 amino acids.
AUGUUCAAAGAUUCAAUUUUCAGUUCCUUAUUGGUUGGCCUCUGGCUCCUUAUGAGCCUCAGUUCCAGUGUCACAUCUGCCACAACCCAAGAAUCAAAAUCCUCAACGCGCCAGGUAGAAUGUGGCACUAGUUGGUCAACUAUAGACACCUACAAGAACCCCCUCUAUGUUUCUUGUGGAGACGAAAAGGGCAUCAACACCUGCGACGACACAACUUGUCACAUGGGUGGGCCGAAAGGUAACGCUGAUAGUAACCCAAUGAACCACGAGCUCUUCUUUGAUCAAUGUGCCAAAAUUGAUCACCAAGGCAAAGAACUCACCAAGCCAAUCUACCGGAUUUUCCCCAGGACUUACAAAGUCAGCGAACGAGACAACAUCAUGGCUUACGGCUUCUCUCCUAGUGAAUCCAGUUACGCACCCUCAUUUUUCAAAUGUCGUUACGACCAAGCCUCUGGUCUCAACGUUCGCAGAGUUUGGUGCGAUUCUUGCUUCCCCAAACAAGCCCAACAAUGA